Molecule: messenger RNA, 930 nt
Organism: Lactuca virosa
Lineage: Eukaryota; Viridiplantae; Streptophyta; Magnoliopsida; Asterales; Asteraceae
Source: the annotation of a GenBank genome assembly
AUGUCAAUCCCUGAUGUUUCUUCUCUGUCACUGGUAUCCGAAUCUAGUUCAGAAAAUGAUGAACACGAAAAAGCAAAUCUCGCCCUCCUUUUGGAUAGCUACAAGGAGAAGUUGAGCCAAUUUCCAAAAGAAAAAGGCUGGAUGGGUCAAGAGGUAUUCAUGUAUCAAGGAUUUUGGUACACCUCCGACAAUGCAUUCUCAAUUGAAAGAAUGAUGGCUGUGCAAGAAAUAUUUCAAGCUCAUUCAUCUGAUAUCUACGUCAUUACACAACCAAAAUGUGGUACAACAUGGAUUAAGGCCCUCGUGUAUGCUAUUGUGAACCGAACAAAGUACAAAAACAUCAAUCCAUCAGAUCACCCUCUAAACAUCUCUAACCCCCACAAAUGUGUGCCUUUCCUUGAGACUGAAAUCAUUAUUAAAGUUUAUAUGUGCAGGAACCCUAAGGAUGUUUUGGUCUCUUGGUUUCACUUUGCAAACCAGUUGAAAGAUAAAUCUCGUACCUCAAUGACCAUCGGUGAGAUGCUUGAUGUGUAUGCUAAAGGUUUUAUGCCAUAUGGACCUUACUGGGAUCAUGUGAUAGAGUACUAUAAGGCUAGUUCUGAGGAGCCGACAAAGGUUCUAUUUUUAACAUACGAGGACACGAAAAUAGAUACUCAAAGUAAAGUGAAGCGUUUAGCAGAGUUCUUGGGCUACCCUUUCACGGAGGAGGAAGUGGCCAAAGGUGUGGUGGAAGAGAUCGUGACGCUAUGUAGUUUUGAAAAUUUAAAGGAAGUUAAUAAGAAUGGGGAUUUCAUUACGGGUGUCCCUAAUAACACUUUCUUUAGGGAAGGAAAGGUUGGAGGAUGGAGCAAUUAUCUUACAAAGGAAAUGAGCCAGAUUUUGGAUGACAUUACGACGGAAAAGUUUCAAGGUUUGGAUAUCUCAUUCUGA